Oppia nitens is the source of this 452-nucleotide messenger RNA. RefSeq names its product DNA-directed RNA polymerase III subunit RPC10-like (gene Polr3K). NCBI's taxonomy places the organism in Eukaryota, Metazoa, Arthropoda, Arachnida, Sarcoptiformes, Oppiidae. The transcript has a single exon. Gene Ontology annotation, molecular function: nucleic acid binding; zinc ion binding; DNA-directed RNA polymerase activity. Gene Ontology annotation, biological process: DNA-templated transcription; termination of RNA polymerase III transcription. Bases 132 to 452 code for a protein of 106 amino acids. Gene Ontology annotation, cellular component: RNA polymerase III complex. The record is from RefSeq and is a predicted model, not a curated record.
ACAAUGAAAGAGAGAGAGAGAGAAUGUGUGUUAUAUAAUAUCAUAUGUUUAUUGACUGAACUUUUUUAGUGACAAAUUGCCGACCAAUUUGUCGGUGAUAUUUGUGGCCAAAAAAAAAAAGAGAAAACGAAAUGCUAUUGUUUUGCGCCAAAUGCGGGACCCGAUUGACACUUGAAGGCCGUGAUGUAUGUCAUGUAAUGGCGUGUCAGACGUGUCCGUACGUGUUUCGAGUGACCAGAAGUAUUGUUAACCGAAAGUAUCCGAAACUGAAAGAAGUGGACGAAGUGUUGAGCGAUUCGGCCGUCUGGCAGACCGUCGACUCGACCGACGAAAAGUGUCCGAAAUGUGAACACACGAGGGCUUACUUCAUGCAACUGCAGACACGAUCGGCUGACGAACCGAUGACCACAUUCUAUCGGUGCUGCAGUUGUGGCCACCGAUGGAAAGAGUGA